Cicer arietinum (chickpea) is the source of this 2442-nucleotide messenger RNA. Its product is annotated as translation factor GUF1 homolog, mitochondrial. Gene Ontology annotation, biological process: positive regulation of translation. The record is from RefSeq and is a predicted model, not a curated record. Lineage: Eukaryota; Viridiplantae; Streptophyta; Magnoliopsida; Fabales; Fabaceae. Gene Ontology annotation, cellular component: mitochondrion. Gene Ontology annotation, molecular function: mitochondrial ribosome binding; GTP binding; GTPase activity.
AAAUCAAACUGGGUUUUCAUCUUUUCACCGAUGUUCAUCAAAACGCAGUUUCAGUAACAAAAAGAAUCUCAAAAACCCUGAAAUGGGUUAUCUGAGAAAAGCUUCCAAAACCUUAAAGCAAUCAAAUUAUGUGUCAUUGUUAUUCAAUUUCAAUUUAACACAUCAAAGAUUUUCAUUGAACCGUGCACUUUUCUGUACCCAAUCACGCCAAAACAACACGAAAGAGAAACCCGUUAUAGAUUUGAGUCAGUACCCACCAGAGCUUGUGAGAAAUUUCUCGAUAAUUGCUCAUGUGGAUCAUGGAAAAUCAACUCUUGCUGAUCGCCUUUUGGAACUCACUGGAACUAUUAAGAAAGGACUUGGCCAGCCUCAGUAUCUUGAUAAAUUGCAGGUGGAGAGAGAAAGGGGAAUAACAGUUAAAGCUCAGACAGCAACAAUGUUCUAUAAGAAUAUCAUAAAUGGUGACGAUGGAAAAGAAUCACCUAAUUAUUUGUUGAAUCUUAUUGACACUCCCGGGCAUGUCGAUUUCAGUUAUGAAGUGUCAAGGUCACUAGCUGCUUGUCAGGGUGUGCUUUUGGUUGUUGAUGCUGCUCAAGGAGUUCAAGCACAAACUGUUGCUAACUUUUACCUUGCCUUCGAGUCUAACUUAUCGAUUAUACCCGUCAUUAACAAGAUAGACCAGCCAACAGCUGAUCCAGACCGUGUUAAAGCCCAAUUGAAAUCGAUGUUCGAUCUUGACCCAAGUGAUGCAUUGCUAACAUCGGCUAAAACUGGGAAAGGUCUUGAACAAGUUCUUCCAGCUGUUAUAGAGCGCAUACCUCCGCCUCAUGGGAGAAGUGAAUCUUCUUUACGUAUGCUUUUACUUGAUUCAUAUUAUGAUGAAUACAAAGGGGUGAUAUGCCAUGUUGCUGUCGUUGAUGGUGCCCUGCGCAAGGGGGAUAAGAUUUCUUCGGCCGCGACUGGUAGAUCAUAUGAAGCUUUGGAUAUAGGCAUCAUGCAUCCUGAACUUACGUCUACCGGUGUCUUGCUUACUGGACAAGUUGGUUAUGUUAUAAGUGGCAUGCGAUCAACCAAAGAGGCACGUGUUGGCGACACAAUUUACCAUACACGGAGCGAAGGCCCUGUGGAACCUCUUCCAGGCUUCAAACCAGCAAAACACAUGGUUUUCUCUGGUCUUUAUCCAGCUGAUGGAUCCGAUUUCGAAGCACUCAACCAUGCAAUAGAGAGGUUGACAUGUAAUGAUGCCAGUGUCUCUGUUGCUAAAGAAACUAGCACUGCUCUUGGUCUAGGUUUCAGGUGUGGGUUUUUAGGCCUUCUGCACAUGGAUGUUUUUCAUCAAAGACUUGAACAGGAAUAUGGAGCACAUAUUAUCUCAACUGUUCCUACUGUGCCAUACAUAUAUGAGUAUUCUGAUGGAAGCAAAUUAGAAGUUCAGAAUCCUGCUUCGUUGCCGUCUAAUCCCAAGCAACGAGUGGUAGCAUGUUGGGAACCCACAGUAAUAGCUACUAUAGUUAUUCCUAGUGAGUAUGUUGGACCUGUUAUCACUCUUGUCUCUGAGCGUAGGGGUCAGCAGUUGGAGCACUCUUUCAUUGACAGUCAAAGGGCUUUCAUGAAGUAUCGUAUUCCUUUGAGGGAAAUUGUUGUUGACUUUUAUAAUGAAUUGAAGAGUAUAACAUCAGGCUAUGCAUCAUUUGAUUAUGAGGAUUCAGAUUACCAACCGUCUGAUCUGGUGAAACUUGAUAUUCUCUUGAAUGGACAACCAGUUGAUGCAAUGGCAACCAUUGUUCAUAACUCGAAAGCAUAUCGUGUCGGGCGUGAAUUGGUGGAGAAAUUGAAGAAAGUCAUAGACAGGCAAAUGUUCGAGAUAUCCAUACAAGCCGCCAUUGGGUCAAAAAUUGUAGCAAGGGAGACUAUUACUGCCAUGAGAAAAAAUGUUCUUGCCAAGUGUUAUGGUGGUGAUAUUACGCGAAAAAGGAAGCUAUUGGAGAAGCAAAAGGAAGGGAAAAAGCGAAUGAAACGUGUUGGUUCUGUUGAUAUACCACAAGAAGCAUUCCAUGAACUAUUGAAGGUUUCAUAGUAGACGUUUGAAUAAAAAUUGCGCACUAGAUAACGGUUUUGUAACCUAUGGAAGUAGCUAAGGAGAGUGCCACAUAAAACAAUAAGAAGAAAUGAUGAAAGCAAUUUACUUUGGUGCUUUCAUUGAAAACUCAUGUACCUUUUCAAAUCAAUCUAAUUUAUUAGUGAAAAUGACAAUUUCUUACAAUUGAAUUCAUGUUCUUCCAUUUAUUUAUUGAUGUUCUUCAAUGGAAAUUGAGCUUCUAGAGGUUGAUUUCAUUAUUACAAUUUUGAGGUUAGAGAAAAUGAAUUGUUGUCUUGUAGUUCAUUUAUCAGCCGUUAUUUAUUGUAAAUUAAAAUUUUUAAAUAUAGUUCUCAUUAUUUCUA